Triticum aestivum (bread wheat) is the source of this 2709-nucleotide messenger RNA. Its product is annotated as linoleate 9S-lipoxygenase-like. The transcript is spliced from 9 exons. Gene Ontology annotation, molecular function: protein binding; metal ion binding; oxidoreductase activity, acting on single donors with incorporation of molecular oxygen, incorporation of two atoms of oxygen. Bases 1 to 2709 code for a protein of 902 amino acids. The record is from RefSeq and is a predicted model, not a curated record. Gene Ontology annotation, biological process: lipid oxidation. NCBI's taxonomy places the organism in Eukaryota, Viridiplantae, Streptophyta, Magnoliopsida, Poales, Poaceae.
AUGCCGAUGCCGAUCCGUCACAGCCCUACUCUGUCCUGCACAGGCACCAAGACGCCGGGAUGGACCACGACGAUGCUCAGUCCUGCACGGGCACCGGGACGCCGGGAUGGACCACGUCCAGUGCUCAUCAUGCCUUCAGCGGCUCGCUCGCAGCUGAAAUUUUUGCACCCGAAGACCAACCUAAUCAGCCAUGGCGCCAUCACGGCCACGCCCAAGUCGGCGCGUGCAGUAGCUGCUAGCGCUCGCCGUGUCCAUGGCAGGCUGCUCCUGCAGAGCUUCGUGGACUCGGCCGACAGCCGGCUCAGGCUGUCCCUCCAACUCGUCAGCGCCACCGUCGCCCGGAGCGAUGGGCGUGGCGUGAGAGGGGAGGCGGCGGUGCUGGACGUCGUCAUAGCGACCGGCGAGACAGAGCUCGACGUGGAGCUGCCGUGGGAAGACGAGGCCCUGGGCGUGCCCGGCGCGGUGCUCGUGACAAACCACUCCGACUUCCCCGUGUACCUGACGGUGCUGAGCCUGAGCUCGCCGGCCGUCCACUUCAUCUGCGACGGAUGGGUCCAUCCCGCCGGGAAGCACCCGUACCGCCUCUUCUUCACCAACGACGCGUACGUGAAGGAGAAGACGCCGGCGGCGCUGCUCAAGGACAGAGAAGACGAGCUCCGUGAGCUCCGGGGAGAAGGCGUGCCGGCCGACGAGCCGCUCCAGAAAUGGGACCGCGUCUACGACUACGCGGUGUACAAUGACCUGGGAAACCCGGACCUGCGCAAGGAUCUGGCACGCCCGGUGCUGGGAGGGUCCAAAGAGUACCCGUACCCUCGCCGCACCAGGACCAGCCGGCCUCCGACCAAGACAGAUCAUGAAAGCGAGGCUAGAGCACCAAUGGAGCAGGAGGAAGGGAUCUACGUCCCGUGUGACGAGUGGGUCGGCCCUGCUAUCUCGGCACCUAACCUUCCCAAACUAGGUGGACACUUCAAGUCCUUGGCGGAUAUCCACAGCCUCUUCGGACUCGGUCGGCCAACUCUUCUUUCCUUAGCCAUACAUGUUGUCGCUACUCUCUUCCGUAUCCUAGAUUCUGUUAGAAUUAAUGGGCUAGUGAAACCUGUUCACACAAAACUAGCAAUUCAAGGCAUAGUCCAUUUGAAUCCAGAGAAAUGGCGGACGGACGAAGAAUUCGCUAGGGAAAUGCUGGCAGGGACAAAUCCCGUGUCCAUCAAGCGUGUCACCGAGUUCCCACUCACCAGCGAGCUUGAGCUGGCUGUGUAUGGUGACCAAGAUAGCAGGAUAACCAAAGAGCACGUUGAGAAGAACAUGGGUAACAUGACUGCGCCGCAGGCUAUACAGGAGGGCAAGCUCUACGCUGUGGAUCACCACGACUGGGUGAUGCCGUACCUGAAGCGCAUCAACCAGCUGCCAGGCGCCGAGGAGAAGGCCGAGAUCUCCCAAAGGAAGGCGUACGCCGCUAGGACGCUUUUGCUGUUGCAAGACGACUGGACACUCAAGCCACUAGCGAUCGAGCUCAGCUCGCUGCACCCGGAGAAUGAGCGGCUCGGUGCCAUCAGCACGGUGUACUCUCCACCGGCGGCCAAAGCCGGUGACGGUACCUUCACGGCAUGGGAGCUCGCCAAGGCCCACGCCGCGGCGAACGACGCCAGCAAGAACAACUUUAUCUAUCACUGGCUGAACGCGCAUGCGUCGAUGGAGCCGGUGGUGAUCGCGGCGAACCGGCAGCUCAGCGUGCUGCACCCGAUCCACAAGCUACUCAAGCCGCACUUCCGCAAGACCCUGGAGACCAAUGCCACGGCGCGGCAGAUUAUCUUCGGCUCAGGCGACCGGCGAAAGGGCGGCGGCAUAUAUCGCGGCAUCCAUGAGGUCACCUUCUUCCCCAGCAAGUACGGCAUGGAGAUGUCCUCCAAGACGUACAGGACAUGGAACUUCACCGACCUUGCUCUCCCCAACGAACUCAUCAAGAGAGGUGUGGCGAGAGGCGAUCCGAAGAAGCCUGAAGAGCUGGAGCUGCUGAUAAAGGACUACCCGUACGCAGUGGACGGGCUGGAGAUCUGGACGGCCAUCAAGAAAUGGGUCACGGACUACUGCGCGAUAUACUACGGCGACGGCGACGGCGCCGUCGCACGCGACAGCGAGCUGCAGGAGUUUUGGAGGGAGGUGCGGCACGUGGGCCACGGCGACCUGAGCGACGCCCCGUGGUGGCCGGCGAUGGACUCCGUCGACGACCUCGUGGAGACCUGCGCCACCAUCAUCUGGCUCGGAUCGGCCUACCACUCGGCCGUCAGCUUCGGGCAGUACGCGUACAACGGCUUCGUCCCCAACCGCCCCACCAUCACCUCCGGGGAGAUGCCGGCCGACGCCGGUGCGGUGGUGACCGAGGCCGAGUUCCUCGGCAGCAUCACCCCGAAGAACGAGGCAUUCGGGCUCAUGGCGUUCACCAUGAGCCCGCCCGUGAAUCCGGGAGAGCCGCUCAUGGGAGAGCGGCCCGACACGGCGCGGUGGACGAGCGAGCAGCGGGCGGCCAAGGCGCUGCUGGAGUUCCGGGCGGAGCUGGAGGCUGUCGCGGAGGCCAUCGCACAGAGGAACGCCGACGGGAUGCUGAGGAACCGGGGCGGGCCCGUGGAGGUGCCGUACACGCUGCUGACGCCGACGGCGGAUCCUCUGUCACCACACAUCGCCGGAAUUCCCAACAGCAUCGCCGUUUGA